Messenger RNA from Acaulospora colombiana, 802 nucleotides. NCBI's taxonomy places the organism in Eukaryota, Fungi, Glomeromycota, Glomeromycetes, Diversisporales, Acaulosporaceae. The record is from the annotation of a GenBank genome assembly.
UCACCAACCUGUCGAGGUCCCAUACGUCGAAGUGCUUUUAUUUCAUCGGCGAACAUUUUGGAAGGAGUGGAUAGAGACCAAUAGAAUAGUCGAGUGGCUGUGUCGAGCCGCGUUCAGAGCCUACUACCUCCCAAUGUCAAUGAGCACGCUCAGAGAGCCCGUUGCACGCUGUAGACCACUUGUUCAGGGAUCUCCACCACGUAUAAAAGCGGUUAUACUCAAGGCAACGCAGACUAUGAGCGUGCAACCAGAGAGCAAUGACCCCCCUUCGGCGUUGGUGGCGCAGUUUCUUUCAACUUCAAACUCAUCGUCAUCAAGCGAUACGCUUGCUAGACAAGUUUCGAACCCCAUAUCUGCCAACCCUUCGAAACUCCCGGGUAUACAGCCUUCCUAUCGCUCCAAACUCUCUGCAACACUCUCUCGGACUGACGGAGCUGGCUCAACUCGUUCUCCCUCUCUCAAGAAAACGAUGCCUAGGAAAAAGACACCUAGUGCCAGGAAUAUCGCUACGACAGCGCUCGCGCCUGAACUAGUGCAUGGCCAAGAAUCUGAACGGGCCCAAAUUCUCUAUACUUACACUACGUUUGAGCCGAAGCCAAACCGAUUGUAUGUCAAGACAGCUGCCGAAGCAAACCGCAUGUUAGAAUCUAUGACUGGCCCACUGGGGUUCGACAUGGAAUGGAGAAUCUUGUAUAGGAAGAAUGGUUCACAAAACAAAACAUUUCAAAGGCCUGUAGCCGUCGUUCAAAUUGCAAAUCGGAGGUCCAUACUCAUCAUCCAAACGAGCGCGAUGAAGGGUGGG